CCCCGCCCCGCCCGUGAACAUCUAUUGGCCGGGCGCGGCAGGAAGUGAUGGGCGCGGAGGGUCAGUGAUUAGAGGGGACGUCAGUCGAACUCGGCAGUAGGGGUUGCAGCGAAGCCGGUUUGUGCUGGGGGUUCCCCUCCCUGCCAGCUGUAUGGGCACGGGGCGCUGCCCGCAUCACCUCGCAGCGUUCCUGGGGACUGAGCUCAUGGGGCGGGAGACCUGGACUUGGGCUUAAUCCUUUAUGAGAUCCCAAAAUGAAUGAAGAAUCCAGUCCACCUGAAGAAUUGCUCCGUGGCUUAAAGCUUUCUGAUCAGAAAUCAUCAGAGAGCACCAGUCCUUUGACAGUUGGUUUCAAAGAUGGACAUUUUCAAAGAAGCCUGGACCAGGGAGACAGGCAUUCUUCUGCCAAAGAGGCUGGAGCAGCAGAGGAGUGCUUUCAUGACUGUAAGGACUCCUUUGAGGUAAAGGAAUCAGAUAUGGAACAGGAGAAGCAUGCAGAUUUAGAUGAAGAAUACUUAUUAGAACUGGAAAAAAACAUGCCAGAGGAAGAAAAACAGAAAAGAAGGAAGGAGAGCACAACAUUAAAGGAAAAAGGAAACAAGCAGUUUAAGGAAGGAGAAUAUGGGGAAGCAGAAGACUCCUAUACAAAAGCUGUACAAGUUUGCCCAGCCUGCUACCAGAAAGACAGGUCUGUUUUGUUUUCAAACAGAGCUGCUGCAAGAAUGAAACAGGACAAGACAGAAGCUGCCCUGACAGACUGCAGUAAAGCGAUUGAACUAGAUCCUAACUAUAUCAGGGCUCUGCUGAGGAGAGCAGAACUGUAUGAAAAAACAGAAAAACUAGAUGAAGCCCUGGAGGAUUAUAAAACAGUCCUAGAAAAGGAUCCAUCAGUGCAUCACGCAAGAGAAGCUUGCAUGCGAUUACCUCAACAGAUUGAAGAGCGGAAUGAAAAAUUAAAAACAGAAAUGUUAGCCAUUCUCUGCUGUGCACUCCAGAACUUGCAGGGAGAAAGAACGGAUCCCGCCCUUCUCUCCCAUGCUCUGUGAACUGUGGUGAGGACCUCACACAUGGCAGCAGAGAUCAGCUUGAAGUUACUGACAGCGAAAGAAGACUCGGAGGAGCCUGACAGUGUAUAUGAUGAUGUGCACCCUGUCAUUGGUUUGGGCACUCGGGCAUCUCUACAGGGUGGACUGUUGCUUCUGGACUAGAGAAACAAGCACAGAUUGGUGGGAUUGCAUUGUCAUACAGGUGUGGGAUAAAGCUCACUCGCUUCAGAGUUUUAGCAUGUGUAAAGCAACCUUCCUGCAGCUGUGUGCUUAGCUAGUGUCUGACCCACAGCACAGGGACACCAGAAUGAAAUCUGCCCUCUUGCUUGAGAAGCACGCUGCCAUUGCUGUGUGUGGAAGCUGGCAACUCCUAGUUGCUUCCGUUGAGUUGCAAAUGAGUUUGGAGCUGUACUAUUGCAAGUCUGCAGAGCAAUAAAUCACAUUCUGCUAUGGAG
This is a messenger RNA of Pelodiscus sinensis (Chinese soft-shelled turtle), 1501 nucleotides long. It is a transcript of the gene TTC1, whose product is annotated as tetratricopeptide repeat domain 1. The record is from RefSeq and is a predicted model, not a curated record. Lineage: Eukaryota; Metazoa; Chordata; Testudines; Trionychidae. Gene Ontology annotation, molecular function: protein binding.